Molecule: messenger RNA, 4555 nt
Organism: Boleophthalmus pectinirostris (great blue-spotted mudskipper)
Lineage: Eukaryota; Metazoa; Chordata; Actinopteri; Gobiiformes; Gobiidae
Product: myeloid-associated differentiation marker homolog
Exons: 2
Coding region: 235-1116 (293 amino acids)
Cellular component (GO): membrane
Source: RefSeq, a predicted model, not a curated record
GUAACGGGACUCACCACAGCCCCGCAGCCCCGACAUGAAACUCCUAAUUCUGUUUUCUGGGCGGGACCUGCCCCUCCGAACCCGCUAAUAUUCCUCAGCGGGCGAUGUUUUAGAGACAAUCCACGCUUUCCUCCAAGGAGACGAGGUUCUGCGCGGAGCAAGACCGAAGUGAACGCAAAACAAGCAAAAACUAGAAGAUCUUCCUUCAGACGAUUGGACCUUCUCCUCAUCACCAUGCCAAUCGUCCUGCAGUCCACUCCUCUGUUCUGGACCCGCCUAGCGGCUCUCAUCUUCUCCUGUGUGGCCUUCUCCGUUGCAGUUCACGGAGGAGACCUGAGGCAUGGCACAGGGGACUGGUGCAUCUUCUGCUGGGCCUUUAGCUUCGCUGGAACUCUGCUGGUGUUGUUGGUGGAACUUUUCGGUCUCCAAUCUCGCGCUCCUGUUUCGUGGAAGAACUUUCCAAUAACUUUUGCCUGCUACGCCGCACUCCUCUGCCUGUCUGCCUCCAUCAUCUUCCCCCUGUUCUACCUCAAGGGCGACACGUCAUCAAACACAAUCCGCGACUACCGAAUUGUCUCAACCGUUUUCUCAUGUUUAGCAACAAUCGCGUACAUGACCGAAGUUAGCAUUAGCAAGGCGCGUCCAGGUGAAGUCGCUGGCUACAUGGCUACCGCUCCUGGCCUUCUGAAAGUCUGCGAAACCUUCAUCGCCUGUAUUAUUUUUGUUUUCAUCAGCGACCCGGUUUUGUACGAAAGGGCAGACGCUCUGAAAUACUGCAUGGCUGUCUACUGCAUCUGUUUCAUUCUGUCCGCUGGUAUUAUAGUUUUGUGUGUUUGUGAAUUCACCGGGUGCCUUCCCUUUCCAUUUGCGCGUUUCCUAUCUGGUUACGCUUGCCUAGCUGUUCUCCUGUACCUCUCCGCGACAAUUGUGUGGCCGCUUUUCUGCUUCGACCCCAAACAUGGUGGAACGAAGGACCGUCCGAGCAGAUGUAAUGUCCGCACGGGCCUCUGCGAAUGGGAUAAAAGGAUGGCGGUGGCUGUGCUCACGGGUCUGAACUUUAUUCUGUAUUUGGCAGACAUGAUCUACUCCACUCGUUUAGUUUUCGUCAGCUCCUAAAAGACAAAUGUACUAAAGCUGGGUGGAUGCUUCAGAUAGGAUUGUGUUGAUAUACUGAUGUAGACACUGGGGUGGUGGUUGGUUAAGAUCAGUAACUGCCUCGUUUUUUUCAAUAAAAAGGCCCUAUUGAUACUUUGUAGCUGAUGUCAUCAAUAUUCCCUGGGGGUGUGAAACUAACUGAAAGCACUGCUCUGUUAGAAGCUCUGUUACUCAAAUUAACUUAAUCUGAACUUUAUUUUAACAGUAUCUGAUUUGGUUGUGACUACAACGGGUGAAAUGCAACAAGUCUUUCACGUAAAAUUACAGUCACAAGCUUAGGUAGUUUUUCAGUUAGUCACACUCAGCUUUUUUGUUGAAAAGCAAACUCCUAAACAGGACCAUGAACGCGUAUCACAGGUUCCUGAAAAUUAUUAUUUUUAAUUCAUUUUGUAUUGUAAAACAUUUUUGUCUGUGUUUGCUAAUGUGUGCAUUGUGUCACCAUGGUAACUACUGAAUAUUCUGCCAAUAGAGAUACAUGUAGAACCCCCAGUGUGAUGUCACUGCAAAGUAUCAAUAUUUCUGUCUCUCAAAGCUCUACAAUUCAGUCAUUAUUCAUUCACUUCACUUCUGGAAGUAAGUUACCUCUGUAGCCACAGCUGCCCUGGGACAGAUUGACCAAAGAGAGGCUGCCCAUCUGUGGCUAUCUUCAACCUGAUUAAAAAAUAAAUAUAAAAUGUUUUAGAAAUUUAAAUUGUCAAUAUUUUAGGUUAAGGUUCACAUGCAAUUCCAAUACAUUGGCAUUAUUAAAAAGUAAAUGGUCGCCUUUCCACCUUCAAGGCACUCAAAGCUCUCGCUCAUUCACACACCAGUGUACAUAGACACUGGUGGGGAUGUAGGUUAAGUGUCUUGCCCAACGACACAACGACAGCAUUCACCUGUGGGAGCUGGAAUCACACCAGCCAACCUGUGGGUCAGUGGACAAACGCUCUAUCAACUGAGCUACUGUCACUCAUAACAAUGUAAUGAUCAUUUUGGUAUAAAGUUGAUAAAUUAAAAUGAUAUUAAAUUAAAAUUAUAAAUUAAAUUCAGUUCUAGCUCUUGCAUAAGUUAAUCCAUAAACUUCCAAAUUACCGUGUAAAUUUGUGGUAGAAUUUCACUUUCAUGGAAGUUAUAUCAAAGCACCAAACCCCUAAACUGGAAAUCAUAUUAAUAUCUAAAAAUCAGUGAAAAUAGAGUACAAACACCAUCCAUUCUCUGUCUAGUCAGUAAUGUACAACCUGAUGCUAAACUUUUUCAUUUAAAAGCUUUCUACAGCCGCUGGAAGCCAUUACUGACAUAACACAAAGUGAAUGAAGUGUUGGGACAUUUCCUGUUUCAAUGACUGUAGGAACGAACCUUAAUCUUAUUUAGUUAAUACAAUAAAGGUGGAGUCAAGGCUAUACCACUAAGUGAACCAAACCCAAUUGAAUUUAAUAGGCUGGGUUCACAACAUUGUAGAAUCCCUUUAGUUUAAACUGAGCUGGAGGACAGGUCAGAAUACUAUAGUGGAAUUUGCUGUUUAAAGUGCAUAUGAUGAUUCUCUAAUAUUGACUUAAUUUUUUAGGAUAAUACGUGUUGUAAAUAUAAAUUAUAGUUUUAGACUGAUUAAGAAGCAAAUUGUUAAGAAAAGUUUAAAAAGUAGAAAGUUCUAUUUGAAAGAAAGCUCUAUAUUGAUGACAGCACACUAGGGAGUAUUCUAUCCAAAAAGUUUGACAAAAUUUACACAUAUUUUCACCAAAAAUAAAGGUGUAUUGUAUUUUCAUAUUUGUCAAAACUUAAUUUCAUCUUUUGAAACCUAAAAAGUAAUCAAACUGUGCAUUUUUAACAUUUCUUUUGGUAAAAUCUUAAAUAUAAUUACUGUUUUAGUCAAAUGAGUAAUUCAAAAAGUCAUAGGCUCCUUAAUUGUCAGUUUGCAGAUUUGUUGACCUGGUUUAUGGCUCAUGUCUCUGUAAUUACUGGGCCUAUUCAUAUGAAACAAAAACUGGCACAAAGUUCAACAUCUCCAUCAGCAUAAAUAAACAAAAGUCAAAUGAUUUUUUUCACAAUAGCUUCAGAAAAUGGCAUUAGUGGAUCUCUGGAUAUACAUUUUAGAACGUGAACUCAACCUAAAUGAAGUAUGCACCCAGCUUUGGAAGUUUAAAAGGCUUAUAGUUGUAAAGGCAAUAUGAACAUGUACAAAAAGAAAUAUAGCACUUAGUUAGCUCCAAGUACUGCGUGCAUGUGAAGACUGUCUAAAGCGAAGAAGAAAUAAUAAAAUGGCGGCUUAUUUUUGUUUAAUUUUGUUGCAUUUUUUUUUUACAUGUUACCAAUUGUUUUUAUGCUACAAAGAUGUAUGGUAGAUUGGUGCAUUCGAUUUAUUCUAAAACUUGAAGAAUUGUACCAAAUGCUUUUGCUGGCUUUGUGCGCUGAUUCAAAAUGUAUAACUGCUACAAUAAAUGUAUAUGAGAAAUGAUGGCCUAGAGUGAAAUUACAUGCAAGAUACAUGUGUGUAUUUUAUUCAGUGUAACCAGUUCUAUCAUUAUUUUUCAAUUCAAGGUUUGAUUUCGUUUUUCAGAUUCUGAUGUACAUUUUUUGUUUUGGUUCAGGCGGAAUAACUUGAUAUAAUAAACUAAUUGUUGUAAGCUUUUAGAACACACUGCAAAGAAUCUAUAGUUAAAAUGAGUAAAAAGUUGAAAUUAUCUUUAAACAAUUCAUAAUAAUAAAGCUCUAAAAAUUGCUCAUUUGCUGCACUAUGUAACUUUUCAUGUGGAUUUUCGGUCAGAUGAUUGUCUCCAUGGAGAUGUUAUUGCAUUUCCUAAAAUAUCCCACAGUAUCACAUUAACUUACCUAUCUUGAUGGUGAGCAAGAUCACAGAUAAAAGUGUUGAAGUGAAUUUCCUCUGCAGAGUAUCUGGGCGCUCCCUUAGAGUGAGGAGCUCAGUCACACAGGAGGAGCUCAGAGUAGAGACACUGCUCCAUGACGCCUUCCUGGGAAGGUGUUCAUGUCCUACCAGGAGGAGACCCUGGGGUAGACCCAAGACACGAUGGAGGAACUAUUGUGGCCUUGGAACAUCUUGGAGCCGCACCGGAGGAACUGGAGGAAGUGUCCAGGAAGAGGGAAAUCUCUGCUUGGAUGGACCGAACUUGUGGCGGCACUUGUCUGUCACAUACAUAGAUGAGAUCUAUGCCAUACUGUGGAACAUUUUAGGCAAAGAAAUAACAUCUCCAUGGAAACGGGCAGGUGAUGGACCUUUUCCUCGAAAAGUUACACAAUGUACCUUUAAAUUCAAAACUCAUUCAUAGAUAUGGCUUUUUUGCAGUGCACAGCUCAUGCUGAACUACACUGUUAAACAUUUCCACUUUUGUUCUUGCACGCCACCAUGAGUGUAUCCAAAAUAUAUAGUUAUCAGUGUUCAAAUAAAACAUAUGGUAUUGUACAUUUA